This is a messenger RNA of Mandrillus leucophaeus (drill), 3393 nucleotides long. It is a transcript of the gene ATG16L1, whose product is annotated as autophagy related 16-like 1 (S. cerevisiae). Gene Ontology annotation, cellular component: autophagosome membrane. Gene Ontology annotation, molecular function: protein binding. The record is from RefSeq and is a predicted model, not a curated record. Gene Ontology annotation, biological process: negative stranded viral RNA replication; autophagosome assembly. NCBI's taxonomy places the organism in Eukaryota, Metazoa, Chordata, Mammalia, Primates, Cercopithecidae. The coding region runs from base 268 to 2091 and encodes 607 amino acids. The transcript is spliced from 18 exons.
ACUAGCGAGGGCCUUGCGUAGGCACCGGCCCCUGAGCCCGUGCGGCGUGAUACGUCGGGUGAGGGGGAGGGUCUUCCGGCCCUCUGGAAAAUCAUUUCCGGCAGGAGCCGGAAGACCGUCCCGGAUGGCCUCGGGGACGGUCAGUGAGUGGAGGUGAGCUCCGGGAUUGCCGGCUUUCCCGCGUCCGCUGGUUGCCUCAUGCUGCAGGCCGCGACCGCCAGCCCCCGCUCGCAUCGGUGGCGCUGAGGUGCCGGGACAGGAAGCGACAUGUCGUCGGGCCUCCGCGCCGCUGACUUCCCCCGCUGGAAGCGGCACAUCUCGGAGGAACUGAGGCGCCGGGACCGGCUGCAGAGACAGGCGUUCGAGGAGAUCAUCCUGCAGUAUAACAAAUUGCUGGAAAAGUCAGAUCUUCACUCAGUGUUGGCCCAGAAACUACAGGCUGAAAAACAUGAUGUACCAAACAGGCAUGAGAUAAGUCCUGGACAUGAUGGCACAUGGAAUGACAGUCAGCUACAAGAAAUGGCCCAGCUGAGGAUCAAGCACCAAGAAGAACUGACUGAAUUACACAAGAAACGUGGGGAGUUAGCUCAAUUGGUGAUUGACCUGAAUAACCAAAUGCAGCAGAAGGACAGGGAGAUGCAGAUGAAUGAAGCAAAAAUCGCAGAAUGUUUGCAGACUAUCUCUGACCUGGAGACGGAGUGCCUAGAACUGCGCACUAAGCUUUGUGACCUUGAAAGAGCCAACCAGACCCUGAAGGAUGAAUAUGAUGCCCUGCAGAUCACUUUUACUGCCUUGGAGGAAAAACUGAGGAAAACUACGGAAGAGAACCAGGAGCUGGUCACCAGGUGGAUGGCUGAGAAAGCCCAGGAGGCCAAUCGGCUCAAUGCAGAGAAUGAAAAAGACUCCAGGAGGCGGCAAGCCCGGCUACAGAAAGAGCUUGCAGAAGCAGCAAAGGAACCUCUACCAGUCGAACAGGAUGAUGACAUUGAGGUCAUUGUGGAUGAAACCUCUGAUCACACAGAAGAGACCUCUCCUGUGCGAGCCAUCAGCAGAGCAGCCACUAAGCGACUCUCGCAGCCUGCUGGAGGCCUUCUGGAUUCUAUCACUAAUAUCUUUGGGAGACGCUCUGUCUCUUCCUUCCCAGUCCCCCAGGACAAUGUGGAUACUCAUCCUGGUUCUGGUAAAGAAGUGAGGGUACCAACUACGGCCUUGUGUGUCUUCGAUGCACAUGAUGGGGAAGUCAACGCUGUACAGUUCAGUCCAGGUUCCCGGUUACUGGCCACCGGAGGCAUGGACCGCAGGGUUAAGCUUUGGGAAGUAUUUGGAGAAAAAUGUGAGUUCAAGGGUUCCCUAUCUGGCAGUAAUGCAGGAAUUACAAGCAUUGAAUUUGAUAGUGCUGGUUCUUACCUCUUAGCAGCUUCAAAUGAUUUUGCAAGCCGAAUCUGGACUGUGGAUGAUUAUCGGUUACGGCACACACUCACGGGACAUAGUGGGAAAGUGCUGUCUGCUAAGUUCCUGCUGGACAAUGCGCGGAUCGUCUCAGGAAGUCACGACCGGACUCUCAAACUCUGGGAUCUACGCAGCAAAGUCUGCAUAAAGACAGUGUUUGCAGGAUCCAGUUGCAAUGAUAUUGUCUGCACAGAGCAAUGUGUAAUGAGUGGACAUUUUGACAAGAAAAUUCGUUUCUGGGACAUUCGAUCAGAGAGUAUAGUUCGAGAGAUGGAGCUGCUGGGAAAGAUUACUGCCCUGGACUUAAACCCAGAAAGGACUGAGCUCCUGAGCUGCUCCCGGGAUGACUUGCUAAAAGUUAUUGAUCUCCGAACAAAUGCUGUCAAGCAGACAUUCAGUGCACCUGGGUUCAAGUGCGGCUCUGACUGGACCAGAGUUGUCUUCAGUCCUGACGGCAGUUACGUGGCGGCAGGCUCUGCUGAGGGCUCUCUCUACAUCUGGAGUGUGCUCACAGGGAAAGUGGAAAAGGUUCUCUCAAAGCAGCACAGCUCGUCCAUCAAUGCGGUGGCGUGGUCGCCCUCUGGCUCGCACGUUGUCAGCGUGGACAAAGGAUGCAAAGCUGUGCUGUGGGCACAGUAUUGACGGGGCUCUCAGGUCUGGGAGGACCCCAGCGCCCUCCUCAGAAGAAGCACGUGGGCUCCCGCAGCCCUGUCCUGGCAGGUGAUGUGCUGGGUACAGCAUGGACCUCCCAGAGAAGCUCGAGCUAUGUGGCACUGUAGCUUUGCCGUGAAUGGGAUUUCUGAAGAUUGGACUGAGGUCUCUCUUGGCCUGGAAGAAUAACACUGAAAAAACCUGACGCUGCGGUCACUUAGCAGAGGCUCAGGUUCUUGCUUUGGGAAACACUACUAGCUCUGACCUUCCAUACCUCACUUGGGGGAGCACAGGGCCCCGCUGGGCCUCCUCACCAAGGGCAGUGCCAAAAACAGCCCCCACAUCAAGGUGGUGUUCUCUGUGCUUUCUCUCAUCCUUCCAAAGUUGGUUCUGGCCUGACGCAUGUCCCAUCACCGUGGGGUCAUUUGCCCGGUGAACUCACUUUAAGCAUUGGAUUAACGGAAACUCCAAGGCUACAGACCCCUCCCUGGUGGGCUGCAUGAAUGUGUCUCAUUACUGCUGAAAUUUCCUCAGAUCUCUUCCACUGUUCUUCAGAGCUUUCUGGCUCUCUUUCCCCCACAAAAUUCGACAUAUUUAAAGAUCUCUGUGUGGUUUAAAAAAAAAUGUUUUUAUGUUUUUUUGAGGUGGGAGAGGAUGUGAGAAAAUCUUUUCCAGGGAAAUGGGUUUGCUGCAGAGGUAAGGAUGUGUUCCUGUAUCGAUCUGCAGACACCCAGAAGGUGGGUGCACACUGCAUGCUUGGGGUGCCAAGGGAUUUGAGACCUCCAACAUAUUUGUCUGAAGCUGGUGAUUCUGGCCACGGCCCCUCUGCCAAGCCUGUGUGCCAUGCCCUUGGUGCUUUAGUGCAAGAAGCCCAGACUCAGAAGCACAGCAGUGCCAUCUUUCCGUUUCAGGGGUUGUGAUGAAGGCCAAGGAAAAGCAUUUAUCUUUACCAUUUUACCUGUGUAUAAAGUUUUAGUUCAUUGAGUGUGCAAAACACCCUUAUCACUUUUAAAUUUGCACUUUAUUUUUUUUCUUCCAUGCUUGUUCUCUGGGCAUUUGGGGAUGUGAGUGCUAGAGCCAGUGAGAGGUGUCAGGCCGCCUUCCCACUGAUGGUCCUGGCCUCCACCUGCCCUCUCUUCCCUGCCUGGUUGCCACUUUCCAAUUUGUCCUUCAGAGAACUUAAGGAGAGUUGAAAUUCACGGGCCAGGGCACAUCUUUUAUUUAUUUCGUUAUGUUGCCCAACAGAACUUGAUUGUAAAUAAUUAAAAAGAAAUCUGUUAUAUACUUUUCAAA